AUGCCAAUCAUUCAAGUUGGAAGCAUCCCCGUCGAAUUUCCCUAUAACCCCUAUCCCUGUCAGGUUGCCUAUAUGCAAAGUGUCAUAGAUGCGCUUAAUGAGAGACGUCAUGCAAUUCUGGAGUCCCCUACUGGCACCGGAAAGACUCUUUGCCUGCUCUGUGCUUCCCUCGCUUGGCUGGACUAUAUUCGGGCCCAACAGCAGCUCACCGCGUUGAUAGCCUGGGACACACCCCAUCCGACCCCCGAGGCCUUCCACUCUGCAGCCUAUUCCAGCCAUCGAAUCGGAGUUUUGGGCUCAAGAGAUCAGCUGUGCCUUCUUCCCGAGGUGUCUCAGUUGGAAUCCAAUUCUGCUAAGGUGUAUCAGUGUCGCCUACGCGUAACCACAAGAACCUGUGAUUUCUACCGAAACUUUGAUGCCAAUCGAGAAAAGCUGCUGGCAUCGCUUCACUCCUCUUCAACCACCGACAUUGAAGACUUGGUCAAGCUUGGCCGCGAAACACGGUUAGUUCUGUGCCCCGUGGUUUAA
Messenger RNA from Dibothriocephalus latus, 528 nucleotides. The record is from the annotation of a GenBank genome assembly. NCBI's taxonomy places the organism in Eukaryota, Metazoa, Platyhelminthes, Cestoda, Diphyllobothriidea, Diphyllobothriidae.